This is a messenger RNA of Aphis gossypii (cotton aphid), 2215 nucleotides long. RefSeq lists its product as uncharacterized. The record is from RefSeq and is a predicted model, not a curated record. The transcript has 11 exons. Lineage: Eukaryota; Metazoa; Arthropoda; Insecta; Hemiptera; Aphididae. The coding region runs from base 402 to 1730 and encodes 442 amino acids.
AUAAUAAUAUUAUUGUGGAACUGCGUAGUUGUCGCGUAUAUUUUAUCGUUGAUAAACGAGUCGCAAAAUGGCGGCUUAGCAUACCCAUAUAUUUAGUGCCUUAUCCACGGGGGGUCGGGGGUCCGGACGACGCUAGCCGAUCCGUUUGGACGCGCCAAGCCGCCAACACGUUGCGCUCCUUAAACGUGUGCGGCACUGAACGCGUUCGAUAUCGUGUGUAGGUGAUUUGUCUUUUGUUCGUCGACAGUCGAAUGUCGAUAUCCUUCGUCAAGUGCGUGUGGCGACGACGGUAAUAAUUGUUUAUUGGUUUUUAAACGCAACGCACACGGCACCUUUUUGACGUCUUGAACGUAUGCCGGCAGUAGUUUUUUCGUUGUUUGGUGGCCGUUUUCGAUUACAAUAUGGCCGACUCCGUUGGUAACAGAACCAACUUACAAAGAAAUGAACCUCAUUCAAGACCUACUUCAUUUAUUUCCCCAGAACUUCAAUUAACUAUGUUCUACCACCAAAGUCUAAAGGCACUAUAUCAGUAUUUGGGAGAUGAACUUGAUACGUUUGCUGGAUCUACAAGUUAUAAAUCAGUUGUUAUUAAUACAGUACCAUUGCUUUUUAUGAAAUUAAAUGUGAUGCCCGGAGAAAUUGCUUCAAUUAUAGCUAAUUCUUCAAAUAUCAAAUUCAUAUUACAAUAUGCUUUGAGCCGUAAUCGUCCAUUUGGAAUUGUACAUAAAAUUAAUGAAGAUAUGCCUACAUAUGGUGUAUUAGUUGCGAUUUAUAACCAUUCUUUAAUCAAGGAAUCUAUUGAAACAAAAUCUUAUGAAGUUCAAAUUAGAGGGCUUCAACUAUUUAAAAUUCAUCAUUUCAAACCAUUUCCAGAUAGGAACAAUCAAACUCUUGCUUUGGCUCGAAUUGAAAUUAUACCAAUUGAAACAUCAAAUCAUCCGUACAAUGAACUAUGUUUAAAUCCAAACAAAUACAAUUCAAGUAUAAAAUUCUCUCAAAAAAACAUGUGGCAAAGUCAGUGGCCAUCUUUGGUUUAUAAGCAAUUUGAUGUUUAUGAAUUGGCAUCUCGCAUUUUCAAAAAAGUUAGAAUAUUGUAUAAAGAUAUAAAAUUCUCAAAUAUUCCAAGUAUAUUAUCAUUCCAAGUGACAAAACUUGGUAUAUUUACACAUGAAGAAGUAAAUGAAUUGCUUGGUAUUGAGUCAACAAACCUACGGCUUCAAUUAGAACUAGGGUAUUUUAUCAAACAUCAAUCAAUGCAAAAAUUAAGGUGCUCCAGAGUACAUUGUGGUAUUCCAAUUUCCAAUAUGAGUUAUGUGGUACCUAUAUCUCCUAAAGGAAUUGAAGAUAGUUAUUGUGGCUCUUGGGGAGCACUUCAUACCUUGGUUACAGUAACUCAUCUAGAAGAUAAUUUAAAGGUGAUAAAAUCUAGAGAUGUAAUGUCUGAAUACUUCUGGCGCAUUGGGUAUAAAAAUUCUAUAAUUUUUUGCCCAAACUGUAGAUCUUAUUUAGGCUGGUUUUUUUCGGUUAAAGAUAAUUUGUUAUCAUCAUCGCCGAGAUCAUUCUACGGAUUAUCUAUAGAUUCCGUAACAUCUAUAGAUGACCACAUAUUACCUUUAGUUUCUUCAGAUGAUGAAUUACCACUAGAGCAAGACAGUGAUAGAGGAAUAAUUUUUGAGGCCAUCAAUGACACAGAUAUUUUAGAAACACCUUAUUGGACUUUCACCAAGUAAAUAGAUUUCAGUUUCCAUUACCAUGAAGUAGAGCACCAGCUAAAAUCUUCCAGUAGGAAGAAUGAUGAUGCGAGAGACCAUUAAACAUUGACUGGUCUUUUAAUUUAUUAGUAAUAGUUAAUACAUAUAUAUAUAUAUAUAUAUAUAUAUGUAUAUAUGUAUAUUUGUUUAUCAUGUACUUAUUGUAAUUAUUUUCAUUAUCGCCACUAAGAGAUUAAGUAUCUGGCCGGUACAAAAUACUAUUUUGUUAUGAAUAUUAUUAUAUUACUGUUCAAAGGUGCUACCAUUAGGUGGAUUUACAGGUUUUUAUUAUUACAGUUAUUUCUAUAAUUAUCUUUAUUAUAAUAUUAUUAUAUGCUCGUACGAUUUUAUAGCUGACCGACACGAGCCGAUUGUCUUUUUUUAUAUUUUGUAUUAUUUUGUCCACUAGGUUUCAUAGUUCUAUAGCUUAAAUUUAUUAUAUUUAAUUUUUUGUAUACCCAUCA